AUCACCUGGGUGGAGACCAGGGCAGGUGUGAGGGCUCCGGGGGGGGGGGGUCUCUGGCCAGACAGACACACAUACACACAAAGGCCUUUUGAUGAAAAAAGAAAAUGAUGAGGCCAGGGCAAAUUCCUGGAGAAAUGUCUAGGGAACAGAGACUCCUGAGAAAGCUGGGUCCCCAGUUCCAGGAAGAAUCACUGCUCUUCCUGUGGGUUGGAUGGGGCUCCGGAAGUCUCCUCUAUAAGAAGGUGGGGCACUUCCCCUAUAAGUGGUGGGCACCCAGGCAAGCCUCUGCCCAGGGCUUCCACAGCCUCCCCGCCCCACUGCCCAGGCUGGUGGGGGAAUGCUCACUUCUGCCCUCAAAGGCUAAGGGUGGGAUUUUCCUUUGCAGUAAAUUGUGACAAACUAUGAAUUUAGAGGCUGCUCCUUGAACAAGCCUGGCUGCCUGCCACCUCCCCCUUUUCCUUCUGGCCCAAGUCUCUUUACCAUGUGGUAAACUUAGGGUGAGCCUGUGGGGGUCCACCCCCCAUGUGCACAUGUACAGAAAAACUCACAUUAAUUAUCAGUUUAACAUGAAUUUCCUCGUCUGUGGCUUGGGGACAUUAAGAGAACUGUUCCCUUAGCAUUAAAAGAGACAAAGGACUCUAAAGCCCCUAGCACUGGGUAGGGAUAUUCCCGAUGCAACUGCAGACAGCUCCACAGGCACGUACAAAGACAGAGCCUAGGGGUCCACCUACAGGAAGCCCUCCUGGCCCCAGCCCUGCACUGGAGGAGAGAAAGCUUGGGCCAGGCGGCACUUUGAUGUGGGGACUGCCAGCCCUUCCCUCUCCUUCCUCUGCCAGACUGGGACAGAAGGGCCUCACCCACAGUUCCAGUCCCUCUACCGCCCCUUCCUCAGGACACAAAGUCGUGCAUACCUCCAGGGCCUCUGCCUUGGGCCUCCCAGCCCUGUGCUCCUGCCCCCCAUAUCUCAGAGUUAGGGGGCAGUGGGGGGAGCCUGAGAGGGACCCACAGCUGAACACCUCCCCAAGUGACAAGCCUGGCCAACUUCGGGCCUUGUCAGGGAAUUUUGGCCAGCCCUGCCUGUUCCUGGGAGCCCCCAGCCGGCAGGGAGGAGGCAGGGACCACUGAGCCUCAGCCACUCAGCCAUGACAGGCCCCCGAUACGUGGUGUGUGUGCGAGUCUACGCCCUGGUGCAGACCAGGAGACUCCAGGUACUCCAUGGGGUCACUGGCAGCCCCAAAGGGGAAGGUGUAGUCCCUGGCCCCGCCCCUGCGAGGAUCCCCAACUUUUUUUCCCUCAGAAGUUCUCCGUGCGCUGGUAGGACAGGCGGUGACACUUUCGUGCUCAGGCGUCGCGAAGAGUUCAGAAAGCUCCACACCCUUCAAGAGGCCUUCCAGAUGGAGGCGGGCCUGCUGCGCAGAUCCAACCUCAUUCUCCCCGCGCUUCCUGGUCAGGCCGGGGCGGACGUGCCGCUGUUGGCGCGCGGGGGACGCACGGGCCGCGGGCUGGCUUGCCUCCGGCUCCUAGAGGCUUAUGUCCAGAUGCUGCUGAUGGCGGUAGAAAGCGUGUCCCGGCGCCUGGCGCUCAACAGCUUCUUCGCGCCGCAAAUCCUGGACCUGUAGCCCACGCUGCCACCCGGCAGCCUGGUGAUUCCGACCGCCCGGAAGGAGCCUCUGCCGGACCCUGUGGGCAGGCUUGACAUCCGCAGCCUGGAGGACCAGAGACUGCACUGCCUCUGCACCCAGGACACACGGGGCCAACCCUUCCAUGUGCAGGCCCGGGAGGCCCUGGAUGUGCUACUGCGACAACCCUCAGGCUGGUGCCUGGUGGAGAACAAGGACAAACAGAUGGCCUGGUUUCCCUCUCCCUACCUGGAGGAGGUGGCCCCAGGCCAGGUGCGGGAGGGGGACCCCCCAUACCCACAGGCAGGGCUGCAGUUCUGUGCUUCCCGCGCCUACAAGAGCGGCGGAGCUAAUGACUCUGUGCCCGCUGGGGCGCAAGUGCGCGUGCUGGAGAGGUCAGAUUGCGCCUGGUGCCUGAGCAAGUGCGCGGGCGUAGUUCAGGCGCGGCCAAGCCAGGCGGGGGCGGGGCCGAGCUCUAAUCUAACUCCGCCCCUCCUCGCAAGUGUGUCGGCCGCGCGGGCCUUCUGUCUGCGGUGCUGCUGCGGCCUGACGCGCUGGGCGCGCUUCUGGGCAGGGCUGCCGGCUGGAGACAGUGCGGGCCAGGCCCUGGAGCACUUCCCGGCCACAACCCCGCCCGGCCCCAGCCGACUGCCAUUCAGAGCUGCUGAGGCAUCAUCAUCACCCACAGGGCACUGGGUAAGGACCCAGACCCGCUUGAAGGUGUGCGGAACUGAGUAGGGAGGGUUGACACUGCACUCUGGCCGGGAAGGCGGAGCCCUAGACCAUGCUGGAAGGGCCCUGGCUCCAGAACUGCCUGGGAUAGGGUCCUACCUAGCUCAGAGAAUGCCCCUCUAGGUUUCCUUCAACUGGAGGCUCCGACCCUAGGGGCCUACUAAUGCAGCAGCACCAUCUGGUGCUGGAGAAGUGAGAUGAGACCAACCUCUUUUGUGGCCACAGCUUCCUGUUUCUUCUGAGUAAAGCUGUUCUGAAUAAA
Loxodonta africana (African savanna elephant) is the source of this 2613-nucleotide messenger RNA. It is a transcript of the gene NOXO1, whose product is annotated as NADPH oxidase organizer 1. The record is from RefSeq and is a predicted model, not a curated record. Gene Ontology annotation, molecular function: phosphatidylinositol binding; superoxide-generating NADPH oxidase activator activity; protein binding. Gene Ontology annotation, cellular component: cytoplasm. Lineage: Eukaryota; Metazoa; Chordata; Mammalia; Proboscidea; Elephantidae. Gene Ontology annotation, biological process: superoxide anion generation.